CCUCACCAACCUGUCACUCUAUCACCAUCCCCAUUCCACUUCUUCCUCCCCUUUCACCGAAGUCUCUCCUUUUCUCUCUCACGAGCCUGUACACCAUACCCCCUCUUUCCCCCUUCCAAUGUCUCUUGUCAGAGUUUUCCGUUCUCGUAAGUUCUCCAGAUCCUUUAGGGGAACUGGGGCUUUGGAUGAGGACGACCGUCGGAACGGGAUCGUUGGGGCCGAGGCCGGGGAGGACGUGGCGUACGGCAAUGCGUGGUCCACCAUGCUGCCGGAGCUUCUCGGCGAGAUCAUACGGCGGGUGGAGGUCAGCGACGAGCGGUGGCCUCCCCGCCGAAACGUUGUCGCUUGUGCAUGCGUCUGCAAGAGGUGGAGGGAGAUGACUCGUGAGAUCGUACGGUCCCCUUCUCAGAGCGGCAAAAUUACUUUCCCUUCUUGCCUUAAACAGCCAGGACCACGUGAUCCACCCCACCACUGUCUUAUAAAGCGAAACAAGAAGACUUCAACAUUUUACCUAUGUCUUGCCCUUACACCAUCUUUCACAGAUAAAGGAAAGUUUCUUUUAGCAGCUAGGAGAUAUAGGCGUGGUGCUAAUACUGAAUAUAUCAUAUCACUUGAUGCUGAUGACUUUUCCCAGGGAAGCAAUGCUUAUGUUGGAAAGUUAAGCUCGGACUUUCUUGGUACCAACUUCACAAUCUAUGACAGCCAACCGCCUCAUAAUGGUGCAAAGCCAUCAAGCAGCAGGGCGAGCCGUAGAUUUACCAGCAAGCAGAUAAGCCCACAAGUUCCUGCAGGUAACUUUGAGGUGGGACAGGUCUCAUAUAAGUUCAACAUUCUGAAAUCAAGGGGACCGAGAAGGAUGGCCUGCACAAUGAAGUGCCCCGUUCCUUUGUCAGGAGAAAGUUCAGAUGACAAAAAUCUGGAUACCGAUAAGAUAAACAGUAAAGAACGUGUUGCUCCGGGGCACUCAAUAUUGAAGAACAAAGCUCCAAGAUGGCAUGAGCAUUUGCAGUGCUGGUGCUUGAAUUUCCAUGGCCGUGUGACUGUGGCAUCAGUGAAGAAUUUUCAGCUGGUUGCCACCGUGGAUCAGAGCCAAUCAGGUGGGAAAGGAGACGAGGAAACAGUUCUCCUCCAGUUUGGGAAGGUUGGGGAUGAUACUUUCACGAUGGAUUAUAGGCAGCCUUUAUCAGCCUUCCAGGCCUUUGCCAUUUGCCUCACAAGCUUUGGCACUAAACUGGCGUGUUUUCUUAUCCAAAAAGAAAAACGAAAAAAAAGGAAGAUCCACAUUAAUGGAGGCCUGCCUAUGAAUUAUGCAGCAAGUACAGUGAAAAGCUAGUGGAGAAUGAGCAUGUGAUAUUUGAUUCGUUUUAGCGUAAAACCACAGAUAACUGGAUGCAUCUAUGACACUCAUUAGUCAUUAUGAUGAUGUCGAGAAAAUUUAGUGUAUUUGAGACAGAAUUUGCAGCUGGCAGGCAGAAGCAUGAAAAUUAAGUGGGAACCACGUCAUAAGUUAACUUUAUGCACGUUCAACACUUGGGCGUUGUCUAAUACUUGUUUAGUAGAGAAGCCUCCGCCUUGCGAGUUCAACGAUAAAACAUUGGCGGUUCAGGGUUUCGUAUGGGAAGAAAGGAAGAAAGAGAAAAGACAAUCGUUUGUCAAACGCAAGUGAUGGCAACAACUCAUCUAAAUGAAAGCUAUAUUCUUGUUUGUUUCAUUUUCAUAUUCAUGGGUAAUGCUAAUUUUUUCUACAAUGUGGGGAUCAGAACUAAUUUUAUAAAUCAACAGUAUCUUCUUUCCUGUGCAUUUAA
Messenger RNA from Prosopis cineraria, 1805 nucleotides. RefSeq names its product tubby-like F-box protein 7. The transcript is spliced from 5 exons. Lineage: Eukaryota; Viridiplantae; Streptophyta; Magnoliopsida; Fabales; Fabaceae. The coding region runs from base 119 to 1333 and encodes 404 amino acids. The record is from RefSeq and is a predicted model, not a curated record.